AUGGCAUCUGAUACCUCAUUCCCUCAAGUGAAGUUGGAAUGUCUUGAUACCAUCGCAUACGGAACAUUCCAAAUCAAACAGUCACCUGGAUACCUUGUGGAACAUCAGACAGAUAACAAUGAUUAUGAGAUUUGGGUCAACCAGCAUGAUGAUGAUCUCAUUCCCGUCACAAGUCUCAAACGAAGUAGAAUGUUUGGAUUCAAUUUGAGGAGAAAGAAUGAACGCGAUCGUUUGAAGGCAUACUGUUGUGAACUCAGUAUGUUGUUGUUGAAGGAACUCAGUAUGUUGUCAUUGAAGGAACUCAGUAUGUUGAAGGAACUCAGUAUGUUGGCUGUUGAAGGAACUCAGAACUCAGUAUGUUGGCUGUUGAAGGAACUCAGUAUGUUUGCUGUUGAAGGAACUCAGUAUGUUGCUGUUGAAGGAACUCAGUAUGUUGGCUGUUGUAGGAACUCAGUUUGUUUUCUGUUGAAGGAACUCAGUAGGCGAGGCUACGGAGGAAGUUCUGGUCUUGGUAGCUAUGGAUACGGCAACUACUCGUUCACCCUCCCUAGCAAUGGAUAUACAGGGCCGGCUCUAAACAGCUACAGCAGUGGUUUAUCCACAUACGACGCAAUGUCACGAUAUGGCCGAACAUAUGACAGCAGUUACAACCCACGAAACUACGAUUCAUCAACGAGGUCAUAUGAUAUUGGGUCAAGGUCACGCGACCUUGGAGCGUCCUCUAGAUAUGACGCAUCCUCUGCAACUGGGAGUUAUGGCAGCGAUUUGAGUCAUCAGUAUGCUACUGACUAUAGCCUUGACAGUGGGCGGGGCUAUGACAGUGGGCGUGGCCUAGAUAGUGGGAGGAGUUACGACACAACAGGCUCUUCCGGCUACGACUCGCGCGGAUACAUUAGCCCACGUACGGGGAGCUCAGAUCUAGGAUACAGCUCAACAACUAGGUACGGCCGAAGUGACUAUACAGACAGAUCAGCAGAUGUAACUUUAAGAGAUAAACCAAAGGAGGAUGAUCUUGACUCUCACAUCGUAAGGCGACGAUAUCCGGGAACCAAAUACAAGGACCAAGAUCUUCCCUUAGGACAAAAACAUGGCGUCAACAAGGAUGAUGAUAUUGCAUUGUACAAGGCUUCCUAUCGCAGAUAUCGUGAUUCUUACGGCGAGGAAGACAAAUCAGAUUCAGAUAGAGGGUCUCUAGCUUCCUCACGAAGGGAAUCUGAAGAACGGGACCCUAUAGCAGAAAUAAAACGCAAGUAUCAAAGAAAGAAACCAGAUACUAUAAAUGAAACUGAGGCAACACUUUCAAAAACAGAACCAGUUGAAAUAUCUCAAAGUACGCUAUCAGACAGGUUAAGAUCAACUAGUGAGCAUUUGACUUCUCCAAAGAGCGGAGUUCAAAGGUCACAGAGCGAAAGAGGUGCAAAAUCCGAUCAAGCAGUAAUGGAACCACCUGGUGCGGUGGAUGCUGAGGCUGACACGAUGCCGGUCUGGAGGAAGCGACGUCUAGAACGAGAACAAAGACGGAGAGAAUUUCUUAACAUGAGUGAAAACAAAUCCAAGGAAAGAGAACGAAUAAAAUGUGAAGAAAGUGAAACCAAGGACAAAGACAGUGAACAUUCAGUUAAAAGUGAAAGUAGGGUCGGUGAUAAAAGUGAAAAUAGAACAGAGACUGCAAGAGAUCGAUUACAGCGAUUGAAGGAUGCCAGGAUACCUCCAAAAAGUUCUAGUAUAGAUUCUGUUGAAGAGGGAAUGUCACUGGAGGACAGUGAUAGUGCCAGAGCAUUUAGUGCAGAGGCUGUGAAAAAAAUUCUUCUUCAAAGAGACAGUCCUCUUUUAAGGACAAAAUAUGCCGAGGCAAAACGUAAAAAAGAAUUAGAAAAGGAAGGAAGUAGAGAAGAAACACCACUUCCUAGUACGGAUGUUAAAACUGAUAAAAGAGAAAGUGUUAUUUCGCCAUUAUCCUUCAAAGCCGAUAGGUUAAAGGAUGUGGAAACUUCUAGGACAGCAUCCAGGUUUGGAUCAACGCAGAAUCAGGACUCGCCUCUUUCUUCUUUAGAGAGGAAGUAUUCGGAUAGAGAUUCUUCUGCUUCAGCAGACAGGACUUCUUCAAGGCUUGGAUCUGAAUCUGAUAGCAAGUCUCAGCAAAAGUCCCGAUUAGGCUCCGAUAGUAAAAUCAUGACUCUUGAACAAAGGAUAUCAGCCAGAAUUGGAUCAGAUUCAAAUAGGUUUUCUUCCAGAGAUGAAGUGACAGGUGUUAGUGAUUCAGGAACGAUGUCAUCCUUAAAUAGGUCACAGUCUGCUAGGGCACCUGGAGGUCAUGACCUUCGAACAGAGAAAGUUUCAUCCCAACCGGAAUCUAAAUUUUCCAGUUCAUUAAGUAGAAGUCAUUCUUCUAGAGAGGAGAAAGAUGGGUCCCGAUUGGCGACAGCAUUAGAAAAGAAAUAUUCCUUAAGGGAGCCAUCUGACUCAGGUAUUGGUGCAAGGUCUGUGUCAGAUACUCGGUCUUCAUCCUCAUCUGUUGAUAUGCGGUCUGCAUCAACAUCAUCCACGGACACAAAAUUGAGGACUGCAUCUAGUUCUUCUGACACAUCAUCUGUCUUUGUAGAUAAGUAUCCUUAUAAGCCAUCCAUGUCCUCCACUGACUCUAAGUCCUCAUUGGAACGGUCUUCCAGAGAGUAUGGUAUAAACAGGGGAUCUACUUCCUCAGACCCCAAGUCUUCCACACUGUCUCCAUCACCAUACCAACAGAAAACAGACAGUAUUAUGCCAGGUACAGAUUUAGAACAGAAGAAAGGUGAAGGUAUUGUUAGAGGAAGUGAAUCCAACAACAUCAGAUCAAGAUACAUGGAUGCUUUAAAAACGUCCGAUAUCACAAGUAAGAGAGUCGAGAAAUCUUUAGAGGAGAGUAAAAGAUCAGAAAAAGAAAGAGCUUUUGCUAAUAAAGAAACGUCUUCAGAUAUACAAAGACCUAUUCCAGCUGAAAGACAGUCAAAGAGAGCGUCUACAUCGUCUGUUAGUUCUGAUACCAAGGAAGAACAAGUGAGAACACCAAGUGUUUCUUCCGUAGGUGAAGGAGAAAAACGUAAAAGUACAGAAAUCAAACGACAUAAAGGAUUGAAAGAAAGAUUGCAAGAAAAGGACAAAAUCAGAAUGAAAAUGUUGGAAAGUGUGAAACAGAAACAAGAACAAAAAGCCAAGAUGGAUGAUAAAAGUGCUGAUGUGGAUGUUAAAGUUUCUACUAAAGUAACAACUGUUGAUAUUACUGCAACAAAUUCUAAGAAUAAGCAGAACCUUAAUGUCACACAGAAAAGUGUUAGCACUAAUGUAUCCCAAAGUGGCAGAGAAGUCAAACCAUCUCAGGAGACAGUUAGUGUUAAAACCGAUCUAACAUAUAACUCUAAUGUCGUCCUCGAUAAAAAACAACCAGACAGAAAAAAUUUGGAAAGUCUUCAAGCAAAAUCUGCUACAAAAGUUGACACAAAAUCAGCACCCAAGGUUGUCAUGGAGACAACAACAAAAGUUGAAACAAAAUCAAAUAUUGACACUUAUACUGCACCAAAGGAAGACGAUAACACAAAUGAUGAUGAAAGUCAGAAAGGACUCGAAGAAGCACGCUGCAUUAAACCAAGUGACUUAAAAUCAAGAAAAAUUAAACAUUAUGUUCGGUCAAAGUCAAGUCAUCUACAGGAAGACGUAGGAAAUGAAAAACAGGAAAAUGAAACACUAAAGACUCCUGAAGUCAGUGAAUCUACUCGUAAGACACAGAAGCCAUAUGGGCAAGUCAGAGCUAAGACCACAGAUGUUGCAAGUUUGCUUGCUAAAGGUCAAGAAGAACCAUUGUCACCCUCAAAUGGAAUCUCACAGGAAGUGGAAAGUCCGUCUAAUACAGAAUUAAGUCGUAUGGAAAGAAUUGCGCUGUACAAAGAUGAACGACGUCGUCAGCUUGCCUUUCUUGCUGCUAAAUUUGGUGAUGGUGACAAAACAAGUGAAAAUAUCAAAAUGUCUGACAUUGCUCCUUCCCUAUUCCAUACUUCUGCGAGUCGAGGUAACGGAAGUAAUGAGGAUAUUUCAAAACUGGCAAGGUCGCGAAGUUUGAAAGAAGGUUCCCCACUGAAAAUGGUCCCGUCUGUAAUAUCACGUUCAAGCAGUCUAAGGGAUGGUUCACAGAGGUUGACGGCAAGCCCUGAAAGAGAUGCACAAGACGGGAAAGUGUACCUUGCCAGUAAAUUUUCCAAAUUUCGAGAACGUUUUAACGAUAGUGAUAUUUCUUCCACAGCUGAGGAAGAUUCGCAAAGGAAGGCUGGUUAUCCUGAAAAGGAGUUGUCUUCCCUUGAAAUUAGACGUCAACGUCUUCUUUAUGGAGAAGCUCAGUUUGACAGUGGGAAACUUCUAAGUGUACAGCCAGAAGAAAAAUUAGAAAAGCAAGACAGUACUGAAGACGAUAAACCUCAGAAAAAGAGGAGACAACUCCCCAAUAUUCCAGCUGCAUUGGGAGGUACACCAGAACCUCAGAUGUUUGAGGGUGAGGAAGAUAUAGACUCUCAAUCGUCUUCUUCUGGUUGCUCACCUGCCACUGUGAUGAGUGUACAAAGUAUUGAGGCUGAUAAGACCUCAAUUGAUUCAUCGAAAGUAAAAUCUGAAACUGUGGCUAUAAAACCUACGGUGUCCCAACAAACUGAAAUGGUGGCUUCACGGCAGGCACAGCCUGAUACUCCCAAAGAAACAAUGGGAUCUAAUGUCAGAGAUCUUCAGUGA
Ylistrum balloti is the source of this 4752-nucleotide messenger RNA. RefSeq names its product serine-rich adhesin for platelets-like. The coding region runs from base 1 to 4752 and encodes 1583 amino acids. The record is from RefSeq and is a predicted model, not a curated record. Lineage: Eukaryota; Metazoa; Mollusca; Bivalvia; Pectinida; Pectinidae. The transcript has 7 exons.